AUGGCGGCCUCCAGGCACCACCAGGCCUUGAUCCGCUGCCCGGAGUUCAGGGCCCUCCACUGCCGCCUCGCCCCGCCGCUGCCAGACCCCCGCGUCGCGUACAUCGCGACGGCGAAGGUGAAGAGGAGCGGCGACGGCCGGAAGCAGCCCGUCAGCAGGGCUCAGUGGCAGCGCGCCGAUGCGCGCGCUCGCGGGGGCGACGUGCCCCAGGAUGACGCCAGGCCUGCCACGUGCGUCCUCUGGAACCCGGCCAUCGCCGACGAGGAGGAGGAGAAGGUGAGGGUCCCGGUUUCGGACGACGACGAUUGUGCCGUUUUGGGGUUGGGCUACGGCCGGAGGAGCAAAACCUACAAGCUUCUCCUGUCACGCCAACGGAAGGUGACGACGUCCUGGACGAGGAGGGAUCCAAAAGAGCUGCUGGUCUAUGCUCUCAGUGGCGUCGGCGGCGGCGGGGAGCAACCACGACUACGGACGCUGUUAUCUGAGGGGCUGGACGGAGAAAUCAGCAGCGAGUCCCUCUAUCUGGACGGCACGAUUUACCUCCUCCACGUCGACAAGGCAGUGAUCUUGGCUUUCGACGUCGACGACGAGACGCCAAGACAGAGCGCUGUGGCUGCUCACGGUGGAGCACAGUGGGAGCGGAAGUGCGUCAUCGGCGACAAGGCGUCUAGUGACAACAACCGCCUUGAUCCCUACUCAAUCACCGGCGUUUGGGACUGCGGCGGCGUGUUAUUCAUGUACUUGCGCAACAAAGAAUACGGCGACAAAGACGGCAAGCUCUGCAUGUACUGUACCACAACCAAGAAGACGAUCGAGGUAAACCUGCCGCGCAAACUGACGCCGCCGGAGGAGUGGGAGUACGCGAUGUGCUGGGGUUACAAGCCGACGCUCGUGAUUCCAGGGAGCAUUGUCGUCGGCGACGGUGAGGCCAUCAUCAGUCAAGAUGAAGAGGAGCGCCGAGUCCGGACCGCGGAUAUAAUGGCUGCCCUGUUACCGCUCAAUGAGCGAGACAGGAGGAAAGGGCACAAGGCAACGCUCCACACCGUGUGCUUCACGGAGUUCUUGGUCCGCAUCAUGCAGAAGCUGCCAGAGAACAUGAACGAAGUAGCCGAAAUGCCACUGCUGAAACCAAAAGAUUCAGGGAAGGAUCUUUACUAUUCAGAUUCAGAUCCCGAUUUGGAUUCAGAUUCAGAAUUUGAGGCUAGAUACAUGAGGUACUUCCGUAAAACCAGACGGAUGAUGAUUAUGUAUUGA
Molecule: messenger RNA, 1254 nt
Organism: Miscanthus lutarioriparius
Lineage: Eukaryota; Viridiplantae; Streptophyta; Magnoliopsida; Poales; Poaceae
Source: the annotation of a GenBank genome assembly